Molecule: messenger RNA, 2640 nt
Organism: Penicillium arizonense
Lineage: Eukaryota; Fungi; Ascomycota; Eurotiomycetes; Eurotiales; Aspergillaceae
Product: putative C6 transcription factor Prf
Exons: 6
Coding region: 1-2640 (879 amino acids)
Biological process (GO): regulation of DNA-templated transcription; DNA-templated transcription
Cellular component (GO): nucleus
Molecular function (GO): zinc ion binding; DNA-binding transcription factor activity, RNA polymerase II-specific; DNA binding
Source: RefSeq, a predicted model, not a curated record
AUGGCGGCACUCCCGCGGUCCAAUUUCGGCAUCGACCCUUCGCAGUACGCUACCGAAUCCGGUCCGUCACAGAUGGAAUUCGGGUCCGCAGAUAAUGGUGCUGUCGAAAGCAUCGGAGAAGGCAACUUUGUCCCGCGCCCGAAGCGCAUCGCAUGUGUCGUGUGUCGGAGGAGGAAACUGAGAUGCGAUGGGAGACGACCGAGCUGUGGGACAUGUUCGCGGUUGGGACAUGACUGCUCCUAUGAUGAAGUGCGCAAGAAGAGCGGUCCAAAGCGGGGAUAUGUGAAGCAGCUCGAAGCUCGAUUAGCUCAAGUUGAGACUCUUCUCAAAGGCCAGGACCCGGAGCCUACUCAACGAACCUCCCCGCCUCAACAGACGGAAAAUUCAUUUGGCGCGCCCAUUAACGAUGAGUCCAUACUGGCGUUGCCUGACCUCUCGGGGUUGGGAGGGGACUUGGACGGUCCUUUCCAAACCUCGAAUGCGCCUGGUCCAGUCCAGCCCAGCCAAAUGAUGUAUCCUCAGAUAGCCAACAACAACAGCGAUUCCCAGUGGGAUUUGAUCGCCUUGGGAUUGGAGGAACCCCUCCCUUCACAGGAUGUGAUUGACGAACUGGACGGUAUAUUCUUCGAAAAGACCUACCCAAUGAUGCCGAUCAUCCAUCGCCCCCGGUACUUCGCAAGUCUGAACCUCGCCCCUCACAUGCGGCCGCCUAUAUGUCUGCGCUACAUUAUGUGGUGUCAUGCUGCAUCUGCCAGUGACAAAUACUUCUUCCUACACAGCCAUUUCUACCAGCGCGCGCGGAAGUAUGCCGAAGCGGACGAAAUGAAAGGGUUCGGAGAGAACAUCGUCAGUCUGGCGCAUUGCCAAACUUGGAUUCUGAUUGGCACAUAUGAAUUCAAAAUGAUUUUCUUCCCACGAGCAUGGUUGAGCGUUGGUAAAUCUGCACGACUAGCACUGAUGCUCGGAUUGAACCGGCUCGACGGUGUUGGUCUCGAUGUCAAACAGUCCAUUUCACCACCAAGAGAUUGGACAGAGCGCGAAGAACGUAGGAGAGUGUUUUGGGGUGCUUUCGCGACAGACCGGUAUGCCAGUGUCGGAACUGGUUGGCCGCUUCUGAUCGAUGAAGACGACAUCAUGACAAACCUCCCUGCUUCUGAGGAUUCGUUCUUAAAGAGCAAGCCACAACGAACGCUUCGUCUAAGUGAUAUCAUUGCUGGCGAGGGCAUUGCUACCUUGGCUCCGUUCGCCUGCGUGGUGGUUCUGACCGGUCUUUUUGGUCGUAACCUCGUCCAUAUUCAUCGGCCUCGACCAAACGACAACGACCAUGACCUCAAUGGAGAGUUUUGGAAACGACACAGGAGCCAUGAUAAUAUUCUUUUGCACAUUGCUCUGUCAUUGCCCGAUCAUCUUCGCCUUCCAAGUGGCAUGCCAGAUGUGAAUGUCAUCUUUGCAAACAUGAGCAUUCAUACUUCGACUAUUUGUCUCCACCAAGCUGCGAUUUUCAAGGCCGAAAAGAACAAGAUGCCAAAUCAGAUCACGAUUGAGAGCAAGCGCAGAUGCCUUGUGGCCGCAAAUCAAAUCUCGAGCAUCAUGAAGAUGAUCAGCCACGUCGAUCUAACAAGCCUGAACCCAUUCAUAUCUUUCUGUCUUUACAUUGCUGCGCGGGUUUUCGUGCAGUAUCUCAAAUCCCGACCAGAGGAUUCGAGUGUUCACUCCUCACUGCAAUUCGUUGUCUCCGCUUUGAACGCCAUGAAAAGCAAGAAUCCCUUGACCGAGUCCUUCCUCGUUCAAUUGGACGUUGAUCUCGAUGGAACUGGCAUUCGCGCGUUGGAUGACCGACAGAAAGAAAAUGCUCGUGCUUCACACGCAAUGGCACAAAACUACUGCAACGACGCAGUCGAAUGCUCUCCCAUCUAUAAUAUCCGUCAAUCACAAACGGGGGCAACAAUGGAAGAGUCGCCGCAACACACUACGAGCCGUAGCAAUAAUCGCCAACCCACAACUGCUGGUAUGACGACCUCUCUUCCUAACCGACAGAGGGAUUCAAUCGUCCCCUCCACCGACGAGAAUAUACAUCACCUUUUCACCGCUGCCACCCUCACCACAAGCCAGAUCACCGAGCAACCUGGAUCAGGGAGCAAAGCCGAUAUAGACAUGGACUUUCCACCAGACUUCGGCACCCUCAGCGAGAGAAAUAACCCACCUUCCGACCAUCCCACACCUUCAACCCUAAAUUCCUCCUCCAACACCUCCUACUCAAUAAACGGGGUCGACAAUCCAUCUCCUGACAAACAGCAACCAAAGUCAGGUCCAAACUACCUUAGCAAUGGAUCAGCUCAAUCAUUUGAUAAGCUAAAUGCAAUUCACAUGCCUCCCGGAGAUCUCAUCUCACAGGCCCCUGAUAUGAAUGCUCUGCUUGCUCGGGCUUAUCAAAGCAAUUCUGGUAGCCCGGCCAUACCCACGGAUACAUCGAACCCGUUUUCCAUGCCUAGUGCAUGGGACUUGCCAACCCCGAAUCAAGACGUGGGCCCUGCGGACUUCAGCAACUUGAAUGUCGGGACAUUGAGCGAAUCGCAAUGGGCGCAAAUCCUCGGCGAGAAUGAGUCUGGUCCUAGCUGGGAGACUUGGCGGCAAUCUUGA